Molecule: messenger RNA, 1943 nt
Organism: Lotus japonicus
Lineage: Eukaryota; Viridiplantae; Streptophyta; Magnoliopsida; Fabales; Fabaceae
Exons: 8
Coding region: 191-1705 (504 amino acids)
Cellular component (GO): catalytic step 2 spliceosome
Molecular function (GO): RNA binding; zinc ion binding
Source: RefSeq, a predicted model, not a curated record
AAAAAAUCCGAAACGCCGCGAUUUUGCCUAGUCUUCUGGAUCCAACAUUCAAUUGAAGGAACGUUGUGUUGUUUGCGAACUCUUUCUAGGGUUCUUAAUUCCUCUCCCUCACUCGAUAAGCAGCUCUCGAAUUCCCGCUCCGUCAUCUUCGCUUCUCUCAGCUCUCACGAGGCGUUUUCACUGUGAUAUUAUGGAUGUUGAGCAUUUGAACGAGGUUCUUCCUUCUGUGGAAGUGGAACAUUCUGGUUCUGAAGCUGCAAACCAGCACUGUGGCACUGAGAAGGAGGAGUAUGCCAAUUCCUCGCAAGAAAAGGGUUUGCAUGUGGGAUCCGAGCUGAGUGACACGGUGGUGGUCUCGGAGGAAGUGCGUCCUGACAUCGAUGGAAGAGCUGUAUCAGGUGCUAAAAGAGCCAGGAUUACUGUUGAAGAGCAUCAACCUUCAGUUCAUUUCAUUUAUAAUUCACUAACAAGAGCUAGUAGACAGAAGCUUGAGGAGCUUCUACAACAAUGGUCUGAAUGGCAGGCUAAACAUGUUCCCAAAUCAGAUGAUCUUAGUGAAGUGUUGGAGUCUGGUGAGAAGACAUUUUUUCCUGCACUAUGUGUUGGACUUGAAAAGACCUCUUCCGUGUCAUUCUGGAUGGAGAACCAGACAAGUAUUGAUAAAAACAAAGAUUUCAUUCUAGAUGGUGAUUCUGUGCCCCUAUAUGAUCGUGGAUAUGCUUUGGGAUUGACUUCAGCUGAUGGUUCAAGUAAUUUAGAUGGUGGACUGGAAAUCAUUGAAGAUGCUAGCCGAUGCUUUAACUGUGGUUCUUACAAUCACUCUCUGAGAGAAUGUUCAAGGCCUCGUGACAAUGUUGCUGUCAAUAGUGCUCGCAAACAACGGAAGUCCCGGCGGAACCAAAAUGUUUCUUCCCGCAAUCCAACUCGAUACUAUCAGAAUUCUCCAGCUGGAAAAUAUGAUGGUUUGAGGCCAGGUGCUCUUGAUAAUGUAACCCGUCGACUCUUGGGCUUGGGGGAGCUUGAUCCACCUCCAUGGCUUAACAGAAUGCGAGAAAUAGGAUACCCUCCUGGAUAUCUUGAUGUGGAUGCUGAGGAUCAGCCUUCUGGUAUUACAAUAUACACAGAUGCGGAGAUUGCAGAACAGGAGGAUGGGGAAAUUAUGGAAGCAAAUCAUUCAAAACCAAAGCGGAAAAUGACUGUUGGAUUUCCAGGAAUAAAUGCUCCUAUUCCAGAAAAUGCUGAUGAAAGAUUGUGGGCUGCUGGGGCUGGACCCUCUAGUUCAGAUGUUUCAAGAAACUUGCCACAGCACAGGUCAAAUCAUAAUACCGAUCAUGGCAGCAGAGGUCAUUAUCGCGAGCAGAGAUUAGGGGAUUUAAGGGAUGAUGGUCCUCCUGGGGAUCCAGGACACAGUUCAUUACAAUAUAGUUUUCAUCCCAGGUUUGGUGGCCAUGAAUCUAUACCAAGAAGUUCUUCGGCGGGAAGGUCCCAGGACAGGAACAGAAGUCCCUUGCAUGAUGCAGAGUCCCCGAGGCCAUUUUCCUUCCAUUCUCUUCAUUAUACGUCAUCAGGGAGGCUUUCGCCCAUGGACCGGGAUUCUGGCAGGCUUGAAAACUGGACCCCUGAAAGCCUAUAUGAUAGAGACCGUAAUCUUCCAUCUCGAUUUGUGGACAGGCCAGACGACUAUCACCAUCGCAGGUGGAGGUGAUAAGCCAUUUGUCAUGGCUUUGUAUGCACUCUCCUCUGUUUGUCAUUAGAGCUCACUACUUACUCCUAACUCUCAUUUGCUUAUAGAAUGGAUUAUCAGCUUGUACUAUCGUUGAUUUUAUUUAUUUUUUGGGUCAAAAUAAUUGUGUAUUAAACGGGGUUAAGUUUCUGUAGCCACUGGAUGCUUUAGGCUGUGUUUAAAAUCCUUGCAAUAGAACAUUAUGCAUGAUUAUUUGUUC